Messenger RNA from Owenia fusiformis, 2484 nucleotides. NCBI's taxonomy places the organism in Eukaryota, Metazoa, Annelida, Polychaeta, Sabellida, Oweniidae. The record is from the annotation of a GenBank genome assembly.
GUUUGGGAUUCUAUAUGACUUUAGUUAUUCGUUGUUUCCUCACAACUGAUUAUUGUCUGCCAUUGUGUGUUGAUUAAUGGGCAUUGCCUUGAAAACAUGACGAGAUCUGAAUAGAAGGCACAAGUUUGAUAAACACAAUUGUUAAAUCGAACAUGGAAGUGUCGAAUCCGACACUUAAGGUGACUGGAAGCAAGAACACGAGCUUAGUGGGUUCUGUAAAAUCACUCUAUGGAAGCGAUAAGGCAGGUGGCACUGGUACAUUGGGGAAUGGGGAAAAGGAAUACAUUGAUGACUUCUUAGCGGAGAAAGACAGAAACAGCAAGGCGAGUUACUUAGACGUGAAGCCCUCCAAGAAGGGUACAUCCAGCUCCACACGUUUUUCAAGAAGGUCGUUGACAGCUGGUCAGAAUCGGGAGAGAGAAGCUGACCUUGAUACUGUACUGGAUAUAUCAGAAAAGGCCUACCGUUAUGAUGACACGGGGAAGACGGCUUAUGAUAACGCCUGCAAAAGGUAUAACGUCGUCCCGGCAUCGGGCGUCCUGAAGGCUCUGCCGUUUGAAGAAGAAAUCGACAUCAAACAUUAUGGAAUGGGACCAAAGGGAGCAAGAGCAAUGGCAAUACCGCUGGUGAUUAAUAAUAACAUAACAACCUUAAACCUGAAGAACAACUGUCUAGAGGAGAGAGGGAUAGAGGAGAUAGGCAGGAUGAUGUGUGAGAAUACAACCAUCACUGAUCUAGAUAUAUCGGAGAAUAAUAUAAGAACAACAGGUGCCAACGUGAUCGCUUCAUUUCUGAAGUUUAACGUACAUCUUGCCCGGCUGAAUAUUUCCAACAAUGGGUUCGAAGAUAAGGAUGCCGAAAUAAUGGCCAGUGCCAUCGAGGAAAAUGCCAGAUUAAAAGUAUUGGAUUUAAGUCACAACAACUUUGCAGUACAGGGUGGGAUUACUUUCAAAUCUGUGAUAGCUGAAAAUGAUGUUCUUGAAGAGCUAGACUUGAGCUGGAACAACAUUAGAACUAAGGGGGCAGUUGCAAUAUGCAAGGGAGUCAAGGAAAAUAUAAGACUAAAGAGGCUCAACCUGGCAUGGAACGGAUUUGGUGAUGAUGGUGCUGAGGCUAUGGGGGUAGCUUUGACUAAGAAUGCCUCCCUUGUCGAGUUAGAUCUCUCGUGCAAUAGAAUCACUUGUGAAGGAUUUCUGCUACUUAUCCAAGAUUUUGCACAAAAUGAUUCACUUAAGGUUCUUAAGUUGGGCAAAAAUAUGAUUAGAGAUGAUUCUGCCACAACGGGUCUACAGCUGUUGAGACGUAUACCAAAUAUUGCAUUGACAACACUAGAUUUUUCGGACAUAAUAUUCUUCAGUGAUAAAUUUAAAAAAUGGCUCGAACGAAUCAACAAGAAACACAAAGAGCUCGAAGUGAUUCACGGCUACCAACACUCGUAUGGUAAACGCAAGCUCGUCACUUACGAUCCAGUGAGGGAAGCAAUGGAGUCCCUCCACAAAUACAUCAUUGAAAAGGGAUUGACUGUGGCCGAACUGUUCAGCACAUUCGAUGAAGAUGGCAGCAUGAGUGUGACGUAUGAAGAGUUUAAAGAGGGCCUGAAGAUGGCGCGCAUUCCUCUGACUGCUCUGCAGGUUGAGUAUUUGAUCAAAGAGUUGGACAAGGACGGUGAUGGAGAGAUCGACUUCAGUGAGCUGGUCGUUGGCGCAGAGACUCAUGUAUAUACAUAAAGUCGGGGAACCACCUCCAAUUGCAAUCGAUGAGGCACAUUUAGUUACGGUCGUUGCCACGAUGCCAAUAGCAGAUCAGUUGUGUUGAGCUGCACCACACUUUGAUGUAAUAGCUGAUCGAAUGGAUGGAGGCAACUGUAAAAUACGUAUAUCAAUAGAAUCCACUACGAGAUAUUUUCAUAACAAAUAUCACACUUUCAUUUGAAAGAAUCGUGAGCUUUUAAUUGUUGGAUGUGGUGUGUGGCAUACAUAAACAUCAUCAUAUUUUAGAUUCAUUAAAUAAGCUCUAACUUGGAGUAUUCACUUGACAUGUGUAUAAAAUAUAUUGUUCAAAAACGAAAUUAUGUCUGUUGAAUCGUUUUGACCCAAUGAGUGAAUCUGUUAAAGUGCUUUGUGUGGCAAUACGAUCGCAUCCCAUUUGCUUAUAACAAUCAUUGUAACUACAUUUUGGAUGAAGCAAAAAGAAUAAAAAAUUUCGUUUUAGCCAAAACAGUUAGGUUAAUGUAUGCGUUCCGAGUCUUAGUCAAGUUCAAUAGUAAAAGGUAAGACCAGGAAGAUCAUAUUCAACGAGGUGUAUCAGAUUAUUGACAGACAUUUGCAGACUUGCGAACAUACAUUUUUUCAUUUUCUCUUCUCUCAAUAUCAUCCUGAGUGUUGAAAACACGUUUCCUACAAGGAAUCCAGUGAAAUCACUUCGGUGACAAAUAUCAAUUUACACCAAAAUUGUUUCAGAUACGAGUAGAUUACUACAUAUUAU